UGCAAGCGUUACAUUGACAUUGAAUUUUAAGAACGAGGCUGGAUAAAUUUUGACGAGAAGGAACAUGCAAGAAACAAAAUAGGAUCAAUUUUAUAUACUUUACAUACAUAGGUCGAAACUAAAGCGACAAAAUGAGUUACUCUCGCCCUCCACCAAACACAGAACGUAUGUCAUCUCUUAAAGUUGACAAUCUCACAUUCAGAACAACACCAGAGGAUCUGAGACGCGCCUUUGAGAAGUACGGCGAGGUUGGCGACAUUUAUAUUCCCAGAGAUCGUUUCACUCGGAAAAGCAGAGGUUUUGCAUUUGUCAGGUACUAUGAUAAAAGAGAUGCGGAGGACGCACUUGAUUCAAUGGACAGAGCCAUGUUAGAUGGCAGGGAACUCCGUGUACAGAUGGCAAGAUACGGAAGACCUUCAAAUGACCGUAGAGGUGGAAGAAGGGGAGGUGGAGGUUAUGGUGGGGGUGGUGGUGGCAGAGAUGGAGGAGGAGGUAGAUAUGGAGGUGGAGACCGUGGUGGUAGCAGUAGGGACAGGGAUAGUAGGCGGAGAUCUUACAGGUCCAGAUCUAGAAGUAGGAGUAGAUCACGAUCAAGGAGUCGAUCUGACAGUUCCAGAAGUCGUAGCAAGAGUAGGUCUCGUUCCAGGUCAAGGUCAUAAACCAGAUGAUAAAUAAGACUUCAUAGCUUUGUGUUUCAUUAUCAUGUAUAAAUAAUGGCUUUAUAGGAGCAAACAUGUUAGCAAGGGGGGGUGUGGUUAGGUCUUUGGCUAUUUAAAUUUUGUAUAGUAUGGAUGGAGGCAGAGGGGGUGGGGGAGAUGAUGAUUUCCCAAAUACAAAUUGGCCUUAAUUAACUAUUAAACAAAUUGUUGGAUUUUUAGAUUCUGUGCUUUACCUUCAUGUGUAUACUCAGUUGCCACCAUUCAUUCUAAGAUCAAUCCCGACAAAUUGGAUAAGGUGGUUCCUGGUUUGUCUGCUCCGUUUUUUUUUUAUUUCAUAUUUGUAUUAAACUUUUGUGCUAGAAAAUAAACAUUGACACAAGCUGCAUUCUUUCACUCAAAUAUUUUUUUUUUAUGACCUUUCGGAUUUAUUUUUAUUUUUCGACAGAUAUUCAUUUUUAAUGGAGUUCAUCAUGUUCAUGUUGUGUAGUUUUACUAUGUUCAUGUUGUGUAGUUAAACCAUGUUCAUGUUCAUGUUGUGAAGUUAGACCAUAAAUUUAAGAAUUCAACAAAAUGAACAAUUUGUAAAUAAUUUAAUUCACAGUAAUUAAUUUUUUUACAUUUUUUGUUCCUGGAAAAACAAUAAUAAAGUCUCAUCAGAGUUGUUUUUUUACAGCCAUUACAUGUUUUAUCAAAAUUAUUGCUUUGGUUGUUAAUCAUUUCUUAUAUAUUUUGCAAAGGUCAUUUACCAAAUUUCAAGGAACUAGUCUUGGAUGAUCACAACUUUGAACCCUGCUUGCUUAAUCUGAAAUUUGUCAGAAAGUCAUUUGAGGGGCUUUUAUUAUAAUCUGGUAUUUAUUUUAAAGAUUUGACCAUUUUUUGUUUAGACAAGAAAAAGUUUGUUGUUCUUGCAGCUUAAUGUUAUGAUAUCGUUGAUUUUCUUCUUUAAAAAACUUCGACAUUUUUUAAUUGUGUUCAUUUUUUUUUUAAUUCACUUUUUCUUUAAAUCUGCAGUCUAUCAUUCAUGGUUGUCCAAAUUCAUUAAAUAACUUGCAUAAUAUUCGUUGGUCAGGACAAUUUUCUUUCAAAGAAUUUGCAGCAUGACGACAUUUUUUUCUGCUAAAUGAAAUUCCAGUGUAUUAGUCCAGAGAGAAUAUAUAUAUAUAUAUAUAUUUAUUUAAAUUUCAGUCUGACAGGUAAAAACACAAAAUGAUUAAAUAAAUUAUAAGUCUACUUGAUUUCCAAAUUUUAGUCCAUUGUUUUAUCUAGGCCUAAAAAUUGUUUUUUCUGUAACCCCAUCAACCCAAACUUUUAGUGUCUACACUAAAGAUUUUCUUGUCAUUUUGAACAAAAACUACAAAAGUCAGACUGAUAA
Messenger RNA from Mytilus californianus (California mussel), 2031 nucleotides. Its product is annotated as serine/arginine-rich splicing factor 2-like. The record is from RefSeq and is a predicted model, not a curated record. NCBI's taxonomy places the organism in Eukaryota, Metazoa, Mollusca, Bivalvia, Mytilida, Mytilidae. The transcript is spliced from 3 exons. Gene Ontology annotation, molecular function: RNA binding. The coding region runs from base 132 to 659 and encodes 175 amino acids.